AUUUUCUUAUCCUUAGCAUAUCUAAUUCUUAUGCAUGGGAAUACAUACUUGUGAUACUGGCAUUAAGGUUUUCAGUGUAAAAUUUUCACGUAUGUAUUUAAUAACAUAAUCAUUACAUGUUAAGCAAUAAAUAAAACGAUUGCAUAAAAAGGGGCGCGGCCUUAAUCAUACAAUUGGAAAACGACUAUAUUCAAAAAUUGCUAAUUGUUUAUUUUUAAACCUAUGGGAAAACUUGACAUAAAUGAUUUUUAUAAAAAGAUUGACGAUAUUUUUCUACUGUUUUUGGACGGCCUACAAUAUGGCUCUUAGGUCAUUUUUACAUAUAGGUGAUAGUACAUAUAAAUGUGUUUUUACUGCAAUAAAGUUUAAACCUAAAUUAUAUAUAGUUGAAGGAUAUAAACAAAUUAGAAAUUUUCAUAAGUUUAGAGGUAAAACAAAACUAUCACAAUCAUCAAAUUCACUACCAGAAGAGUUCCUUAAAAAGCAAUCAGGAUAUUUUCCCAAUUUAUGGAAACCAUUUACCUUUACUAUCAUAUUUAGUGCAACAACAUUUAUUGCGGCUGCCAUUUGGGAGUAUGAACGUCUCAGAGAUAAAACCUAUAGGAUAAUCAGAAGUUACAAACAAUGGGGAAUACAUCGAACAGGAUGGAGAUAUACAAUGGAGAAUUGGUGGAAAAACUUAUCAGAAGGAGAAAGAAUAUUUAUUCCUAUAUGUUUCUUAAAUGUGUUGGUAUUUUUGUCAUGGCAUAUACCAGCAUUUCGAAUGACAAUGUAUCGAUAUUUUUCAUGCACUCCUACCACUAGUAGAUGUUGGCCAAUGUUGUUUGUAACAUUUUCUCAUUGUUCCCUUCUUCAUUUAAUUAUCAACAUGUAUGUAUUAUAUGGCUUCUCUAAAAUUGCUGUGGCUCAACUGGGUAGAGAACAAUUUUUGGCACUUUAUUUAAUUAGUGGAGUAGUAUCUAGUUUUUCAAGUUAUUUAUAUAAAGCUGCCGUUGGAAUAAGAGAUCCUUCCUUGGGAGCUUCAGGAGCAAUAAUGGGUGUCUUUGGAUUUGUAUGUACUCAGUUUCCAAAUGCAUACUUGUCUAUUAUUUUUCUUCCAAUGUUCAAAUUUACAGCGAGUACGGUCAUGAAAGCUAUAAUGGGUUUGGAUAGUUUGGGAUGCCUUAUGCGUUGGCAACGUUUUGAUCAUGCAGCACAUUUGGGUGGAGCAUUAUUUGGAAUAUUUUGGCAAAUGUGGGGUAGUACCAAUAUAUGGCAAAAACGUGAACCAGUAUUAGUAUUUUGGCAUCAAAUCCGUGAACCACCUAGAUCUAAUUAAUACCUCCUUGUUAUAAAAUUAAUACUAUUACAUAUUAUAUAUUUAUAAUAUUAUGAAAAAUUUUGAAAGUUAUAAGAAGUGGAAUUAUAUAAGAAACAAAAU
This is a messenger RNA of Bombus pascuorum, 1420 nucleotides long. It is a transcript of the gene rho-7, whose product is annotated as presenilin-associated rhomboid-like protein, mitochondrial. Gene Ontology annotation, cellular component: membrane. The transcript has 10 exons. NCBI's taxonomy places the organism in Eukaryota, Metazoa, Arthropoda, Insecta, Hymenoptera, Apidae. The coding region runs from base 242 to 1318 and encodes 358 amino acids. Gene Ontology annotation, molecular function: serine-type endopeptidase activity. The record is from RefSeq and is a predicted model, not a curated record.